CAGAGUGUAGUUAGAAACAGUUUUAUCUCCUCGAAAGUUUUCAUUUUAAACUAUGGUUGCUCAAUCCUGUGGCACCAUUCCAAUGCAUAUCUGCAUCAAUCCAUCACAUUAUUCUUAUCAUCAUUCUCAGACUUUGAAUUAUUUUCCAUUAAUGUUACUUCGCGUGAGUGUCAUUAAAAUCGACCGUAUCAUAGCAACUCUCUUCUCUGUCCAGACUUUGUUUGUAAGCACAUGAGAGGAGAUUGAAGCUGUUAUUCCCACUUACUUCCUAUCUUUAGCAAUGCUAUCUGUGUGCUGUGACAGACGACGGAUUUCGGAGCAAAUGAAACUUAUCAAAUUGCACAACUGAACUUGCCUCCGAACCAGCUCCGCUGCAUAUCUUUCACUGUCCAGUCACAUAAACCAUAACCAUUUUGUCCCUCACGGAUAUUCAGUCUGCCGAAAACAUGGUUGUUGCCUGUGGUCAGGAGACGGAAGAGGCGGAAAUUGAAGAUGAAGAGGAGUGGGAGUUUGAUCCCUAUCUCUUCAUCAAACUGCUUCCACCCCUCACCCUGGAAAUGCGAGUACGCUGUCCUGCCCUUCCUCUGAAAACACGGAGCAGUCCUGAAUUUACUUUGGUUCUAGAUUUGGAUGAAACAUUGGUGCAUUGCAGUAUUGACUACAUGCCUGAUGCCGCCUUUUCAUUUGGAGUAGAAAUUCAGAACACCAGUCACACGGUUUUUGUACGCACGCGACCGUAUUACAAAGAGUUCCUUGAGCGUGUUUCGGAGCUGUUCGAAGUUAUAAUUUUCACCGCCUCCAAACCUGAAUAUGCCAACAAACUGCUCAACAGGAUUGAUCCUUCCCGACAAUUAAUCAAAUACCGGCUGUUUCGAGAACAUUGCGUAUUUGUUCAUGGUGCUUAUGUGAAAGACCUUUCAAUUUUGAACCGAGAUCUUUCAAAAACAAUAAUAAUUGACAAUUCUCCGCAGGCCUUUGGUUAUCAGAUGGAAAACGGAAUCCAUAUCGAAAGUUGGUUUUUUGAUCAAAAUGAUGAUGAACUGAUAAAACUUCUUCCAUUUUUGGAAAACAUAGCAUUGUGUAAUCAACAAGAUGUGCGGCCCCUCAUUCGAGAGAGAUUCAAUCUGUUCCGGUUCCUUCCUCCUGACCCAGAUGGUAGAAAACUUCCAAACGAAGAUAACAAUAAAGGAAUGAUUCAUUAUUUGAUGCCAUAAUUUGCUAAAGGAAGGACAGCAAAUUAAACAUUUUCACCAACAUGGAUUUAUACGUCUCAACUGAAUACAAUCCCGCCGAGUGUUGUAUUCAUAAAAUCUUGAAACCCAUUUUGUUUCUGUACUUUUUUUCUCUUUUUUUUUAUGAAUGUUUAAACUUUAACUAUGUGAUUAGUAGUGGUAGAAGUUUAAUUGUUAUUUAUAUUUAUUUAGGCUUAGUGAACCAAAAGAAGUCUCAAUAAUUCAGCUCACUAUAAACUGGAUGGAAGUAAAAACCAACUCAAGCACCCUGUAUACAAAGUUGUUCCCGAAAUAGCUCCUUUCCCUAGGAAGCAGCAUGUCGACGGUGAAAUUGCCAGACCUAGUAUCUCGGUUUACGAUGUUGUAGACUUCCCAUCAUACUUUAUUUUGAAACGAAAAACUAUUUAAUAUCAAUUCUUGAAAACUUCUGUGUUUUUUUCUCUUCAUGCAAAGAAACCUCUGUGAAAUUUUCAAGAAAUGUUAUUGAUUUGGUUUCCUUCAAGAAAAUAAAAUGGGAGCGAAGAUUUUUAAACACCUCAAACAAGAUAUGUCAUCUGGUAGUUUCACCAUCGAUAUGGUUUACAUGGUGAUUAAGACAGCUUUAGGGAAAUCUUUGAUUUAGCAUCAUACAAAGGAUAAUUUUAAGGAAUCUUCAGCAAAUCAGUGGUUUAACUUUGGAAAAAGACCCUUCCUUGAGAUUAUAAUAAUGUGCCUCUAUGUAAAUCAAAAAUACGGAAGGUUAUAUUUUGCCAGUUUUGAAAAUUUCAAGGUAGGUUUGUACCUACCUUAAAGUCUGUCUCAAUCAUGACAUUUCUUUCUUCGAAUUUUUUAUUUUUUUGCAGUGGCAAAUCAUUGUAAUCCCUCCGGAAGGUCUAUUUCCAAAGUUAUAUUGUUGAAAGUUACUCAAGAUUCGUAAAAAUAGUCCUUUUUAAGAUGCCCCGUUAGGUAUUUCCUUAAAUCUUCCUUAAUCGUAAUGUAAGUAGAGCUUAUCUGGUAUGGGGCUCCCUAGGGAAUGGAGUUAUUUAAAGAACGAUGAGAAAUAUAAGCCUAAAUGUCUCGCUUUUUGGUAGUUUUUCAAUUAUUUAUUUCCAUCCUUUUACUGAAUAAAGGACGCAAGUUUUUUUCAACAUGAUCUCUAAAAUAAAAGCAAAUAAAUGAGUACAUUAAAUAUUAAGGUUCUCUCUAAAUCUUCAGUCUAAAAGAUUCAUUUUAACCACAAUCAGAAAAGUUGAAGUGUUGAGAGUUCUUCACAUUGCAUGGACAUGUCGCUUCAUUUUGAUUAAAUUGUAUUAUUUUAUCUCAUCAAAGCUGAAUAUCAAAAACUGAAGUAGAAUUUCUCUCUCUCUCUGGUAACCAUGACUAUGUUUUGCCGGGCUGUUUUCCUCUUGAUUUUUUUUAUAAUUAGAUCUUCCUAAUGACAACUCAUUUUUUUGGUUUUUACUAUCCCACUCAAGAAGAUUUUUUUCGAAUUAGAGGGCAAAUGAUUAAAAAAUGAACUCCGAAUAACGCAGAUUUUGACUUCUCCUUUUUUUCAUUAUUUUAUUAUUAUUGUGAGAAAUAGUUUGACGCAUUCAAUUGAAUAUUGGAGUCUUACAUGUUUAAGUGUAAUAAUUAAUUUUCUUCCUUAUGAUUGUUUGUUUUCGCAUCAUUGCUUCUCCAACUGGAAAAAAAACAAAAAAAUUAAUGAAAUAAAUGAGGAGGAUAGUAACUGUAACCAUUGCUUUAUUUCUUGGAUAUUCUGUGUAUUUUUACUCAAUGCAAGCUUGCAGCAAAACUAUGUAUGGUUCACUUGUAUUUUCUUCUUUGUCAUUUUAAGGUUGAUCAGACAAUCAGACAUUUGAAUUUCUUGGCGGAGAGUUGUUGAUUUUACUUUAUGAAUUCAAAUUUAAUUACUUAUGGUCCAUGCGUUUUCUUUGUAAUGCAGCUAUCUUUUUCAGUCAAGUGAUUUAUAACUUUCCCUUUUUUUCCUUAAUUUUUUCCAGUGAAAAAUGACAACGAACAGUUUAUAAGCAGUAUGUUUAUAAUCAUGUCACCAGGAUGUUUACAGGGCCGUAAAUAGGGAAAAGUGAAGGGUAAAAAAUUUAGUCAAAAUCGUCGAGGAAUAAUGUCCAAGUUUAUGCACUCAAAUAUUGCUUGCUGUGCACUUCUUCUCUGUAUUUUAAUACAUUCCUUGCCAACAAUUUUUGCGUUCAUGUUUCUGCUUGGUCAAAACAACACACAAAAAAAAAAAAACUAAAAAAGAUUAUCUCAUCAAAAAAUUUGAGACCCGAUUUACGUGGCUCCACCGAUAAACAACAAAACUUCACUUUUUGACUGGCUUGAGUAGGAAGGUGUCAAAUAAAUCAGAAGUUGCUCUUCAUUUUUUGUGCCCAUUGGUAAGGUUUAGCGGAAAAGUUAGGAAAUUUCCAGCACCUCAAACAGGAAAAGGCAGAGAAUUGGAAUAAUUUUUUUUUCUUCAAGCCUAAACAUCCUGGUAAUGUAUUUUAUAUAUCAUUCACAGUUGUCGGUGACCCAUUGUGAUGGACUUAAUUUGAUUGUGGAAACCUAGCUGUACAAAGAAAUUCAAUGGAUCACUUUUAAUUCAGUUUUGAUACAUAAUUUAUUUUUCUAACUAGGUGAAAAUUUGCACAACAUUUUAUGUACUGUGAAAGUAUAUAUUAUCCCCAAAUAGUUAUUAUUAUUUAUUUACUUAUCUUCUUUAUUUUUAUUAUUUAUUGAAAUAUUGUUCUGCUUUUGUCAUAUUUUUAACUGUCAUAAUUUUAUUCUCAAUUUUUAUCAGUAGCUUGCACAGUUCAAGGAUUCAUCAAUAUUUCAAAGCCUCGAAAUGUUUGCAGUUGUUAAUUUUUUUUUUAAUAGAAUGGUCCCAUUAAAUUUCUCCAAUUCAGUCCAUAACAUUUCAAAGUGAGCAGAGUAUCAAGGUAUUUUUAAAAAAAAAUUUCUGGCCAUUUAAACUUGCAGAGAAAGCUGCGAAAAGUCAAAAUUGCACUAAUAUUUUUUAAACUUUCAUAUUUUAAUUUUUGUAAGAAUUUUGUAAAGAAUAAAAUAGAUGUUAACACUUCAGGCGCUGCGAUUCUAAUGAAAUCCUUGAAUGUCAAAAGUAACAAGUUACUGUAAUGAUGCAUGUUUUUUUUAAAAAAAAAAUAUCUAAGUCAAAGAGGCAAAAAAAAAGAAAAUGAAACAAGGAAAAGAAACGAAAUUUAUUUUGUAGGUACCUUGAUUAUUUUGUGCUUUGGUGAAGCUUUAAAAUUCUCACCUUUAGAACCUCUCUGGUUUUAAUUAAGUUUCAAUCAAGUUAUGUGACGUUCAAUUUCUUGUCUCAUCUUGUUUUUUUGUUGCCAAUUAUCUUCGACUUAUUUAUUGACUUUUUAGUUUUUGGCUAGGUGAGUUAAUCAGUAAGGAACGCUCUUUUCAUGCACAAUUUUCUAUCAUAAAUUCAUUCAAAAGAGUCUUGUACCAUGAAAAAACAAAUCGAGAAAGAAUUUUCUCCAGUUUCAAAAUCUAAAAUUUUAGUACUUCUGAAUAUCUCAAUUUUGCUUCAGAUCUCCUAACUCGAUUUACCUGUGUAAAUGCUUCAUUUGUAUUUUAAAUUUUAUGUACUCUUUUACCAUUUGUAUCUGCUUCCUUUGAAAAAAAUUAUCGUGUAGAAACUCAA
Molecule: messenger RNA, 4884 nt
Organism: Bemisia tabaci
Lineage: Eukaryota; Metazoa; Arthropoda; Insecta; Hemiptera; Aleyrodidae
Product: CTD small phosphatase-like protein 2
Molecular function (GO): phosphatase activity
Source: RefSeq, a predicted model, not a curated record